AUGCAGAAGGUGUUGCCUGAUGGAGCCACCAUAGCUCCAAUUAUUCUAGCAUCUGACAAAACAUUGUUAUCCCAAUUCCAAGGAGAUAAGUCAGUGUGGCCGGUGUAUAUGUCUAUUGGUGUGGACAUGGUGUGUGCAGACUCAUGGAUUUGGUGUGUCUAUCUGAUACUGGUGGCAUACGUGGCCGACUUUCCCGAACAGUGUCUUGUUUCUUGCUGUGAGGAGAACCAUUGUCCAAAGUGCAUUGUGGGAGCUAAUAAGCAAGGGUAUGUACUGGACUCAGUGAUGCGUGAUCCUGAGCCCAUGAAAGAUAUCUUGCAAAGGCGCAAGAAUGGUCAGCAUCCACCAGAAUUAGAGGAGAAUGGGCUAACAUAG
Messenger RNA from Suillus fuscotomentosus, 375 nucleotides. RefSeq lists its product as uncharacterized. The record is from RefSeq and is a predicted model, not a curated record. The transcript has 2 exons. Bases 1 to 375 code for a protein of 124 amino acids. NCBI's taxonomy places the organism in Eukaryota, Fungi, Basidiomycota, Agaricomycetes, Boletales, Suillaceae.